AUGGAGGGAGCGAAGACAGGGGAGAACUUCCAGAGGAACACCAAGUCUAGGCUGGAAACCCAUCCAAGGGCCACAACGGAGGCGGUCGGCCUCUUCACCGACGACCUCAUCCUGGAAAUUCUCUCCCGCCUCCCUGCCAGAUCUGUCCAUCGCUUUAAGUGCGUCUCGGUGGCCUGGCGCGACCUCAUUGCCAAUCCCGCCAACCGUAAGAUGCUGCCCCAGACCCUCGCCGGCUUCCUCUACACGUCCUACAGCAGGGGGCACCGCCACCACUUCGCCAGCGUCUCGGGCAGCGCAGCCCCGUUCGACCCUUCCCUCCCUUACCUGCAGCCUAGCAAGUACAAGGACAUGGCCCUGGUGGACGCCUGCAAUGGCCUGCUCCUCUACCGCGGCAGCAACAAGAACAAGGUGGCCCCUUGGGAUUGGGCAGAGGAUGAUUGCCAUUUUGUGGUGUGCAAUCCCGCCACUGCCAGGUGGGUCGAGUUGCCCCCUAAGCCUGCUGCCCCAGAAAUCAGAUAUAGCCUUACUGCAGCUCUGGCUUUUGAUCCGGCAGUCUCGUCGCAUUUCCACGUUCUUCAUUUUGAGGAGGACUAUCUGGCAAAUUAUAUGACAGGAGUGAGCAUCUACUCAUCGCGGACAGGAGCCUGGAGUUGCGGGGAUAGUGGGAUGGUUGAAAAAGUGCCGCCGUACUUCAGGAGUAAAUGUGUCUUUGUCGGCGGUAUCAUGUAUGUGAUUGGCAAGCUGCAGCACAUCAACACCGGCAACGAGUAUGUGUUGGUGGGGGUGGACGUGGAGGGGAAAGAGUGGAAGACUACCCGUGUGCCGUACUGCUCGAGAUUUUGUACGAUUGGAUUGUCGCAGGGAUGCUUACACUAUGCUGUAGCUAACAAUGAAAUCCCAGUUCCUCAGAUAACACUCUGGUGCCUCAAGGAUUGUGAUAGUAAAGAAUUCGUCCUGAAGCAUACUGCCAGCAUGGAUAGGCUUCUGAGCAUGACUAGGAUGAAGUACAAGGUGGUUGAGAUUCAUCCAGAUUGCGACACCAUUUUCUUGGUUUCAUAUGGAGGUGCUACCUUGGCUGCAUACGAUAUGCGACAUCAGAAAGUUGGUUGUAUCCUUAAUCUUGAGAAGAGCACAAAACGAUUUCUAUCCUAUGUUCCUCUGUUCUCAGAGCCAUUAGCAGAUGCAGAUGGGCAGUAG
Messenger RNA from Triticum urartu, 1197 nucleotides. RefSeq lists its product as uncharacterized. NCBI's taxonomy places the organism in Eukaryota, Viridiplantae, Streptophyta, Magnoliopsida, Poales, Poaceae. The record is from RefSeq and is a predicted model, not a curated record.